Messenger RNA from Sphenostylis stenocarpa, 204 nucleotides. Lineage: Eukaryota; Viridiplantae; Streptophyta; Magnoliopsida; Fabales; Fabaceae. The record is from the annotation of a GenBank genome assembly.
AUGGAAGGGAUCUUUAUAAGGAAACAACAGCUUAACAGUGUUUUGGGAGAAGAGAGAACGCAAAAUGUGAAUGAAUCAAUGGCCAACGAUAAUGAUGUUUGCCAACGCGGUCUUAGCUGGACUGUACACUGUACACUCUCUUACAAAUCUACCUCACCAUCUCCACUCAACUACGUCGUUUUGAAGCUCCACCUCAACCGCUAG